Messenger RNA from Saitoella complicata NRRL Y-17804, 3477 nucleotides. RefSeq lists its product as uncharacterized. The transcript has 6 exons. Lineage: Eukaryota; Fungi; Ascomycota; Saitoellomycetes; Saitoellales; Saitoellaceae. The record is from RefSeq and is a predicted model, not a curated record. The coding region runs from base 1 to 3477 and encodes 1158 amino acids.
AUGACCAUGACAUUUCAAUCAAAGUCAAACAAGCAUGGCUUUGGUGAGCUAUGGCCAUUGAAGACGUGGAUUGUCUGCCUGCCUGGCAAGAUAACGGCAAGUCCAAUGGUUGGUAGGAAUGCGAAUAUCGAAAGCUCGUCAAGCAGAGGAAAGGUUUUGCGUAGCGUACCCGGUAGGAAGGACGAGGCACGCAGCCGAGGGAGUCACACGAUUGGAGGAGAUGUUCCUUUGACAGAUAGAUGUCUUCGCCGUUUCGGACGUUGUUGGUCUGCAGAUGAAUGGCAUUCAGAGGGCGCCGGCAUGAUGAGCUUCAAUGUCACCCAAUAUACACUGGUAGAUAAAAGUGAGGACAGAUCGCAUUCCUUGGGUUGUAUGCACGGCGCCCGGCCCUCGAGAUCCAUGAGGUUCGAGACUGGCGGGCCGCACUCAUGGACGUCGACCCAAGGUCUGUUGCCAGCUGUUUCUGACUCAACCCAUCACCUCCCUCCAGCUUCUCUUCUCCCAGUCGCUGUUCUCGACGCCGACUUCGCGCGCACCAGCAUCCGCAGCCAGCCAGUGACGUCUAGCAGCCUCCUCUCAGCCACCAAAAUCAAGAAAACACCCCGUACUCGACCAUCCCAACAACAACCACUCCACCACCACUCGACAAGGAGAGCGGACAAAAUGUACAGAUCACCAUCCCAAUACAGCACCCGCUCCAACACUGGUGUGACAGGUGGCUCCGCAGCCGCCGCGGCCGCGCGGGCGAUGAGUCGCUCAUCCUCCACCUCGACCAACCUCGCCGCUUCCGCUGCCGGAGCCGCGCUGAAACGAUCGAUGUCGUCUGCUUCGGUCAGUGUCGCCCAGCAGAGACCGGGGAGUGCGGCGAGUGGGUUACAGAGGCAGGGAUCGACGUAUUCGGCGUAUACUACGACGGGAGCGGGGACGUACGCGCCUGUUGCUGGACGACCGCAGAGUGUUGCGAGUCAGCAGAUGGGGACGGCGUUGAGGCCGACUGGGUCGAGGAGGAUUGCGGCUGCGGCGGCUGGAAAUGCGACGAAUCCGGCGCAAAUUCCACGACAUGCGUAUCAGCAACAGCCUCAGCAGCAGGUCGCGGCUCUACCUUUGACCACGACUUCGAACGCGAGGCAGCAAAUGUACGGCGGGGCACCCAUUACAAAUGUCCAACGACCAUCGAGCUCCAGCGGCGUGGCACCACAAGUCCAGCAAAGAUUGUUGAAGUCAGCCCAGUCACCCCCGGUGAUGUCCUCCGCCUCCUCCACCUACUCCCUCGAAUCAAUCUCCGAGGCACCACACCCCUCUUCUCACAUCACUCCCGCCUCCAAACGCCAAUCCCUCCCAGUCCCCGUUAAAUCCGCCUUGAAACCCUCCUCCGAGGUCUCCUCCGUCGUCUCUGAUGCUUCGGAUAUCGGAGAUGCGCAGUCAAGGCGGGCGAGGAAGGCUAGGGUGUCGUUCUCUGAUGACGUGAGUGAGACGCCUUCUCAGCCCCAAUCUCAAUCGACUUGGGCACGCGUCACCCAAGAGCAGCAGGUGGCACGAGGGCCGGAACAGGUUCCGGGUGGAACGGCACUUGCUCAAGUCAUGUCCCGUGCACAAGAAGGACAUGGGUACGACCUCCCGGACGCCAUCCCGGUCGGUGGGGCUCCACAAAUCACGACGACUGCUCCCACUCCGAGAAUUGAGCAAGGGCCGUAUAUCACGACUACUUCUGCUACGGCCUCGGGUGCUGUGUCUAGAUCUGGGUCUGGCUCUCCAUCGGCUGUUCCUGAGGAUGUGAUAGCGUCGGCGAGUGUGGUUAGUGGGAGUGGAUUACCGCAAAUUAAGGAGAUUUUGACGCCUUCGGAAGAGGUUACGAGGGAGUUGGGUGAUGCUGUCGAUGCGCAUGCCCUCAUCUCAUCCGAGCUCGCUGACGCAAAAUACGAUGAGGGUAUGGAAAGCGAUGCCACGGGUGAGUCGAUCUACUCCGACGCCGAGGAGAAUCUCCCAGCUUUCUCGGGGUUGGAUGGAGUGUUGAACCAAAUCCCGGAAGAAGGCGCCUCACGACGUCAACCCGCGGCAACGAUGGAGUAUGUCCCGCCCCCACCCGUCCAAUACAGUCAUGGGAAGUGGAGUGGAGGCGGGUAUGGAAGCGAGGAUGAGGAGAGCGAGUUUGAUGAGACGGCGAGUGUGUCCUCGUUUAGACGGAGAGUGCCGCCGACGAAUUCUUCUGCUACUGGGUUUAGGACGACGAUGAGGAGUGCUUCUGGGGGGGUUGAGCAAGUGGAGAGUCCGAGGAUUGAGGGCAUGGUGUCUCAUCCUCAGCCGGUGAGAGGGGGUGCAGGAGCAGGGUAUGUGGGGAGUGAGGGCGGUGCGGGUGCGUACAACUACGCCCCCUCCAUCGACUCCACUACACCAGCGAGGUUCGGUGGUGGACGAUACGCAGCCUCUAUCGAUGAGGCGGGCGUCACGUACCGUCCUGGCCGUAUCUUUGGGUCUGAGGCGGGAAGCGAGUAUGGUGAUGAUUCUGGUUUGGGUAACUCCUUCCACGCCGCUGGCCCCGGAGAAGGAGGCGUGGUCGAGUGGGGCCUGAAACGCCAGGAUAGUGAUUCGAGUUUCAAGAGGGUGAAGGAGGAUGAGGGGGAGAGAAUGGUCGGUAUGUCGCAGCGGAACUUGCGGUCUCCGCCUAUUGAGGUACAGCAGCAACCGCAGAGGAUGAGGAUGAGUAUGAGGGAUGCGCCGAGAGGGGGAGAGGAGAGGAGGGGGAUGAGGACGAGUAUGCGCGAGAGUGGGGCUGGGAGUGGUGGCGCGGCACCGAGGAGUGCGAGUAGGGCGAGUGAGAGGAGUCAUCAGAUGGCUGCUCCUUCUCUCCGUGAUGCGCCGGUUACUCCUAAGCGGUCCUCUAUGGCUGAACGCUCUCUGAGAAGUGGUGGAGGGGCGCAAAGGACGAUGCCACGAAGCCAGAGUUAUAUCGAACCCCAACGUACCGGAGGUUCGGUCGCGACGGGUGUUUCGGGAUUGCAGAGGGAGAGCUCGUUUAAGAGGAAUAAGAGUAAGGACAAAGCGAUGUCUCUUCGCUCCUUUAACCCUCGGCCUGAAACCCAAGCCCCAUUACCGCCGGCACCGAGUACGGGACGGACGACGCUCGUCGAUAGGGACUCGAGGGUCUCAGGCAGCGAGGGCUACGGAGGGGUUCAGGGGACGGGAAGACCGAGAAAGGAGAGUUUUAGUGCGAAGUGGAUGAAGCACUCUGGACUUGCGCAGAUGAAGGCUUCGAAAUCGUCACGGAAUCUUGACUCUUAUUCGGCUGGGGUGCACGAUAGGAGUUUUAGUGAUGGGGCUGCUGGGGAGUUUGGUGGGAGGAGGCAAGCACAAGCACCAGGGAGUAGGGUACCGGUGCAGAGACCGGGAAUGGGGGAGAGGCGGGUUAGUGUGAGUACUAAGACGGGGAAGCCGAAGAAGUUCCAGGUUUUGAGGAGGUUGUUUAGGAUUAAGGAUUAG